GGCGGGGGGCCGCGUCGAUAUGACAACGAGCUCGUCGAGGGUCCUCGGCGCCGCCGCGCCGGCCACUGGCGGCGCGUGGCGGGCGGCCCGGGUGAGGUUCCUCGCCAUCUGGUACCCGCUCAAGUGCCAGAUCACGACGCGCCGAGCCCGAGGGAUGAUCGUGGUGAUCUGGGUGAUCGCCUGCGGCACCACCAUCCCCUGGAUGCUCUUCUUCGACACGGUCAUGACGCCGAUCGGAGACCACCAUGAGAUCGUCAUGUGCAGAGAGGUGUGGCCGAACAACAUGAGCGGCGAGAUGUACUUCCUCGUGGCGAACCUCCUCUGCUGCUACGUGCUGCCGCUCGUCCUCAUCUCGCUGUGCUACGUCCUCAUCUGGAUCAAGGUGUGGCGGCGGUCCAUCCCGUCCGACUCCAAGGACGCGCAGAUGGAGCGGAUGCAGCAAAAGUCCAAAGUCAAGGUGGUGAAGAUGCUGGUCGUGGUGGUCAUCCUGUUCGUGUUGUCGUGGCUGCCGCUCUACAUCAUCUUCGCGCGCGUCAAGCUGGGCGGCGCCCCCUCUCCCUGGGAGGAGGAGGUGGUGGCCAUGGCGACGCCCGUGGCGCAGUGGCUCGGGGCGUCCAACUCGUGCAUCAACCCCAUCCUGUACGCCUUCUUCAACAACAAGUUCCGGCGCGGCUUCCAGGCCAUCCUGCAGUCGCGGCGCUGCUGCGGCCGCCUGCGCUACUACGAGACGGUGGCCGUGGUGGGCUCGUCGUCGGCGUCCAUGCGCAAGAGUUCGUACUACGUGACCAACGGGUCGUCGACGCGUCGCGCGCCACCGCCGGUCGUGGUGCCCGUGCCGGUGGGCGCGGCGCCUGGCCACGAGUCGGCCGUGUCGUACAUCUGCAACAACAGCGCGUACAUCGCCGCGUCCAACACGGGCGUAUAGUCGGCGCCCGGAGAACAGCCACCGACCCGUGGCAAAACCCUUUUGUCAUUGUUGUUUGUCUCGCGUCUUGUGCCAAUUGCAGGCCUACGCGGCGCGCCUCCCCCGUCUGGGGGCACUGCCACAGGGCGAGCCCGUCGAGCUGCAUGUCCUUCACCGACGUGCUUGCGCGCACCGCUCGGCGGGGGGCGGCCCAUUGGGCGGCCGGUAGGGCCGGGCACGCGGGCCUCCCGGGGCCCCGUGCUGAGCACGCCGUGCUGAGCACGUGCUGAGCACGCUUGUAGCUGGGGGCGGACCGCACCACUCACUGCUUGACGAUACACGGGGAGCAGUAAAGGAGGACGUGGCUCUGGCCGGGGCUGCGCGCGUCACACGGAUAUGGUUGCGGGGGGGAUGUUGUGCGUUUCCCCCCGACGGAUUGUGCCGGUACACGAUACGGGAUGGUUUCUCGGAGAGUUGUCUGACGUUAAGAUUGUGACGCGCGACGCCCGACGUUUUUUUCGGCCCGUCCGCUCGCCACAGAAGUGUUGUUUGUUGUCUUUGUCAUUGAUUGUUGUGAGCAUUGGUCAACUUCAGCUCCAGUUUAAACAUGUAGAGUGGUUACCCAUUCUAAUGCAAAAUCAAAGGUUUUAUCGAUUUCGUAUUAUUAUUUAUUUUCAUUUUCUACCUCUAUCAGUUGAUAAAUCUAUUCCUCCUUUCGGUUUGCUUCUAUAAGUCUAACUGUUAAAUUAUCUCCCUGUUCCCCUUUCCUCUUUCUCCCUGUAUCUAUUAACAUUCACCACUUUUCUACUUAAGUGCCUAACAUAAUAUCAUUAGUUAGCAGUAAGCAAGAGAAUGAUAUCUUUAUAUACUUUGGCGUCCAAUUGAUGCUGGCAUCUAGUUUGGCGCGUUGCAAUCAAAAGAAAGUUUAUUAUAUUUUCUGAAUGAAUGGUUUGUACGCACGGGUAACUCGUAUUGUAGCCCGUCGUACGUAUAUACUGCUCACGCGCAUGUCUAGAUCAGAAACACUAUCACUGCGCACUGAAUUUUAUGAUGGUUCAACGGCAGAAUAGGCUAUAAUGUGUAAAGUUCAUUGAUUCUUUAUAAGUACCAUUAGAUAUGUAGAAUACGAGGUAACUCUCGGACGGUCUGCUGUAUCUGACAACAACCCAAUACCCUAACGUGUAGAAUUAUAAGUCAAAAAUGCUGCCACACUUUCGAGUUGUGAUGGUCAACACAAUAUUGCAUAUAUUAAUGAUUUAGUUUGAAUUUUUUAUGUGUUUUCUGUCUGAAUAUUUUCGGUAUGCUUCUGUUCAUUUCUUUACGAGAGGUGAUCGAUAUUCCCUCUAUGAGACUCAGAGGCCUACAAUACGAGUAGUUAGUUAUUGGCUAGUUGUGCUUUUAAAGUUGGUUAGGUGCAGGCACAAAACCGACCUAUUGUUAUUGUAAUUUUAAUAAAAGAAAUUCUUGUUGAUUAAGA
This is a messenger RNA of Frankliniella occidentalis (western flower thrips), 2381 nucleotides long. RefSeq names its product neuropeptide SIFamide receptor-like. Bases 20 to 925 code for a protein of 301 amino acids. Gene Ontology annotation, cellular component: membrane. Gene Ontology annotation, molecular function: G protein-coupled receptor activity; peptide binding. The record is from RefSeq and is a predicted model, not a curated record. Gene Ontology annotation, biological process: G protein-coupled receptor signaling pathway. The transcript is spliced from 4 exons. Lineage: Eukaryota; Metazoa; Arthropoda; Insecta; Thysanoptera; Thripidae.